GGGCCGGAGGAAAAGCCUGCGGGCGGGAGAGGGGCCGCCGCGGCGGCAGCAGCAGCCUUGGCCGGGGGAGGUGUUGCUCUCGCACCGCUGGGGCGCAGCUCCCCGCCGCCGCCGGACGCGCAAGGAGUUUUCUCUUUGUUCUCAAAGACAUUCCAGCAGCUGUGUAUCUUUUAUUCCUACGAAUCUCUGUGAAGACAAGUUAUGUCAACAGCUACUUUAAUUAAUUUGGUACGAAACGGAGGGUAUCAAGUAAGAAGGAGAGCUGUGCUGACAUCCCGCCUCUUGCAAGACGAGAAGCGUCCGACAGCAGUGUGCUACAGCUCUCCCUCCGAGCGCCGUGCUUCUCGCUUUGAUCCAGAUGGGAGCGGGCGACCGACCACAUGGGACACCUUUGGCAUCUGGGACAAUCGCAUUGACGAACCCAUUCUCCUCCCACCAAGCAUAAAGUAUGGGAAGCCGAUUCCAAAAGUCAGCUUGGCCAACGUGGGCUGCGCUAGCCAUAUUGGGAAGCGUAAGGAGAAUGAAGACCGGUUUGAUUAUGCUCAGCUGACAGAGGAUGUCCUGUACUUUGCAGUAUAUGAUGGACAUGGUGGGGCAGCAGCAGCAGAUUUCUGCGAUAAGUACAUGGAAAAAUAUAUUAAAGAAUUUCUUGCUGAGGAGGAGAACUUGGAAAAUGUUUUGAACAAAGCUUUUCUAGAAAUAAACAAAGCAUAUGAAAGGCAUGCUCAUCUGUCUGCUGAUGCAACUCUGAUGAAUUCUGGGACCACUGCAACAGUGGCUCUGCUCCGGGAUGGCAUUGAGCUGGUUGUGGCAAGUGUGGGAGACAGUCGUGCUCUGCUGUGUCGAAAGGGGAAGGCCAUGAAACUCACCAUUGACCAUACUCCAGAAAGGAAGGAGGAGAAGGAAAGGAUUAGGAAGUGCGGUGGCUUCGUUGCCUGGAACAGUUUGGGACAACCUCAUGUGAAUGGUAGACUUGCAAUGACGCGGAGCAUAGGAGAUUUGGAUCUUAAAAACAGUGGUGUGAUAGCCCAGCCAGAAACAAAAAGGGUUAAGCUGCAUCAUGCAGACGACAGCUUCCUGGUCCUUACUACAGAUGGUAUUAACUUCAUGGUGAACAGUCAGGAGAUCUGCGACUUCAUUAGCCAGUGCCACGAUCCUGCUGAAGCCGCCCAUGUUGUUACUGAGCAGGCAAUGCAGUUUGGCACUGAAGACAACAGCACAGUUGUCAUAGUUCCGUUUGGAGCAUGGGGGAAGUACAAAAAUGGUGAGAUCAACUUCUCCUUCAGCCGCAGUUUUGCUUCCAGUGGGAGGUGGGCGUGAAGACCUACCACAGCUAUCGUUUCCUGCCAUAAUCUGGACACAGCGUGCUACAGGAGAACACAUCCAUCUGUUAAUAGAUUGACUCAGUGUCUUGUCCAUCUCUCUGUUCCCAGUGUUAUAGAAGGCACCACUGUUCCCUUGGUGCGUAAUGCCCCUUCGUUGCUUACGGCUGAUCGCAUUUUGCUGCAUUUAUUUAUUUCAGUCGGCAUUGAGGCAGCUAUUUCUUUGGGUUUGUAGUCCCAGCAGCUCUGCACGUUACUUUGUUCACACAGACGAGGCUCUGGGCUUUCACUUAAGGCUGGAGGUGUUGCACAGUUGUUUCAUACCUCCUGAUAUUACCCAGGACCUUUUGUUACCUGGCAGCUGUGUAAGUCUGAGUCUCUGAGCCACAUGCCGGCUUCUCUUUGUACGUUUCGUGUACAUGGGGGAACAAACGCACAAUGUUCUUGGGUAGACAGAAAGUGGGUUUGUUGUUUUCCUUUGCUGUGCAGCCACCCAAAACUCCCUUGUGCUUCAGGAGAAUUGGGUGAAAAAUAAGGGAGAAGUUUCAGAAGUGUUCAGAUUCUGAUGCCAGUGGCAUUUGGUGUAGCUGAACAACUUCCUGAGACAGUGCUGCUCUGCAGGGCUUUAUGCUCUCACCGCCAUCAUCCAUGAUCCUCUAGCUCCAAGGAGACAGAGCAGGCUGGAGCCACAUGCUGUUGGACAGGUGGGAAUGUUUCUUCAUUGGGUCCAAGCCUGUACAGUCUCUGGACCAUGCAGCAGCCCCUGGCACUGUCUUCUCGUUGGUGUGCCAGUGCUUGACAGGAGCACAGAGGAGGGAAAAAGCUGCAAAUGUUUGAUAUCCAGAGACUCUCAUCAACUUGAAUUUCUUUUUUUAUUUUAGAGAAAACCAGCUAAUUUGAAAGAGUUUACUAAUCAAGAUUCUUUGGAUGUGUAAGACAGGCGCCUUUAUUUCUUCAGAAAUAUAUGAGGAUUUUCCUGCCUUCCACUGAAGGUUUCUUUCAGUUGGUCGUGAUCUCCUGUGUCUCUUCAUGGUGUACAGGGAGCUGUAAAAUGCCCAAAGCAAGCAAGCUAGAGAAAGGAGAGCGUUAUAAUAACGUACAGUCAUUUUUAUAAAUUUUGGGUAUUGUUUCUAGUAGGUGUCAGAUAUUCAGACACCAGAAGGUAGUUUUAUACUUAAAGGAAGCGUUUCCCCUUCCCUUUCCAGAGGAAGGCUGCGUCCAGUGAGGCACGGGGGAGGGGCAGAGCUCUGAGCUAGCUUGUGUCGCUGCCCUGACACAGGCUGCAGGUGAUGUGUUGGCAGCAGGUGAAGAUCUGUCCCAGUGUGCCUCAUUUGGUCCUCCUCCUUCCUCUGUUCCACGUCAGGCAUGCAGCUCCUGUGGCCUCCGAGUCACCUGGUUGCAAAGAAAUAUGGGCAGAGAAGGAUUGGGCUCUUCUCAGACUUGUCACAAUAUUUUUCAUUCUGUGGAUGUUUCCAACAGCACAAUUGUAAAAACAAAACACAACAAAAAAGUGAAAGAGAAGUUGCCUGAUACUAAAUCACCUUGCCAUAAGGAAAAAUAUUUCUGACAUGCCUGGCCUGAUUCUCAUUUUCCAGUGUGAAGUACGCAUCUUUGUUACUUUUAGCCCUUUCCAUUUGGCCCAGGGUUACACCUUAGGCAGUCAUUCCACAUGUUUUUUCUUGCCUCUGGUUGAAGGCCUAGCAGCGCCCAGCAGAGCACAGUGUGGUACUGAUGGCAUUAAGUACUAGGUGUUUAGAGAGCACGCUGUUUUUGUCCCAUCACUUGGUGUAUUACAUGGUGUAUAUAUUCGGUUUAGAAGUACAAAGAGCUUGUGAGUCGAUAUAUGUAAAUGUUGACUGGAUGCUGUUGCCCAGGCCUCUGUAACAAGCACAUCACUGGUUUAUAUUAAUGCCUUCCCUCUCCCCAGAUUUCCUCCAGUGUUGGGGUUCAGUCUUCACCUGGGGUCAGAAUGUUUGCUGGUUGUGGUCCUGGGCUCAGCCUCGCUUACCUGAGGCAGAGGAGCCCUUUUAGUUGUUACCAGCGAGCGCGUGUUCUCAGUCUGUGGCAAGUAUGAAGAGUCUCCAAACUAUUUUUGGCAAAAAUGGCAAAACGCAGCCUCUCCUGAGCACUUGAGGAGAGGUCACACCUGACAGAGGUUCAGAGAGCUGCUCUGGGAACAUGGUCAUGACCAGUUUGCACUGCAGCGUGAACAGCUGACAGCCUUUCUCCUGCCAAAGAAGUGGCCUGCUAAAACAGCAGGUCCUGUAGCUCCUAGCAAAGGGUUAACCACAGCACACAGCAGGCUUACUCAGGGCAUGGGGGAGGGUUAAGAGUCAAACUCUGGAGAGGAGUUGCUGUGGGGGUGGCUUUAGUAUCAAGUGUCAGACAGGCCUGAGCCCUGCUGCAGGGAUUUGGACAAGCUCCAUCAACCCUGUCCUGGUCUAAAUGCCAUCAUUUCUGUCCGGCCAGCUGGCCAUCUAUCCAGACAGAAGAUAUCAAGGGCGCUAGGGGUGUUCGUGACAAGUACACACUGAUUUUUUUGAGCAGUGCUGGAUACUUGCCAAGCUGCAGACACAGUAUUAAAUGCAGGCUGCUAAUGAAAAAUGCUGCAAAUGAAGAGCAGGUGCUCUGAGAAGUGACCUGGCAGUUAGAGCAGCUUCUAAACAUUGACCCAGGUGUAACAUGAAAUGGCAGUUUUUUCUUCUCAUUGGAGGCUUUGGGCCAUUUUUUUUUGUUUUAUCCCUAUCUGGUUGCCUCAUUUCAUAGAGAAUAAAAGUGGUUGGGGACUUCUAUUUCUUCUAACAGAGUGGUUAUCCUCACAGAGGAAGGAUCCAUCCAUAACUUCUUUUAAAUUUUGUAAACGAGGGGGGUAAGACAAAGCUUUGCAAAAUAGAAGAUGAUUAGAUAAAGAUCUAUCGUUAGUUGCUGUUACUGCCUCUAUACAGUCACAGAAAAACCUAGACUGGGAAGGACUUCUGGGUGUCAUCUAGCCUAGCCUCCGCCUCAAAGCGGGCUCCAGAACGGCAUACUGCAGUGAAGGGCUGUCUCCUGACAUGGACAUGCAGUGCCUGAAAAUGGAUGGGAGAAAGAAUUUAGCAGGCAGUGUGGUUUACCCGUGGAACCACUUCAUUGUAUUGAAGUUGAAAACAGUGGUAUUUAACAGGCACUUUGUAUAACUACUACUAAGUGUCACAAAUAAAUUAGCACAUACAUAAAACUAAGAUAUGAGCCAUUUUGCUUUAAGCAGAAGCAAAUCAAUAACUGACAGAUUAGACAUGUAUUUCUUACGCACAGGUUGUUCUCUGCCUAUUCACGCCAGUGUUCUGCAUCUCAUUCUGAAGUAAAUGAGCUACUGAUGAAAAUUAAAUACUUUGCCAAAUGGUCCAGUAGUCUGCCUGCUCCUCUUUCCAUUAAGCCCAGUGGUACCUUCCCACUGGUUUGUGUGGAUUCCUUACUUCAUGCUGCAUAUGGCAAGACUCUGAGUGCCUGCUUGAAAAGCAUAGUAUUUCAUGCAAACACUCCAUUACCAGGACCGUUGGUCUCUGCCUCCUGAACCACAGCACUGCUUUUCCCUCCCAAGGUAACAGUGAAUUCCCCCUGAGAUUUAGCAGCAACUGCACCAAACCUCGCUCUUCUACAGGAAGACAGGAAAAACCUGCAAUUUCCUGGGUGAUGGGUUUUUCAUCAUUUGACAUGUCUCACUGAAGAGUCAUUAGAACAAGUCCCUGCCCUUGCAUUUCAGUUUGGGGGCUGUUUUGUCACUGAUACUGUGCUGGCAGAGUGAGCCUUGCCAAUACGUUCAUGUGUUGAGUGGGACAUAGGUGUAUGGCACCAAAUGUAGCGUGCACAGAUUAUGAAGUGGGUGGAAUAAAGCCAUGUUGGGGAAAAUGGAAGUGGUUUGUCAUAGUGGUAUGAGGGUAUCCAAUUAGCAGUGCCGCGUGCAGCCAGCAAACCUCUUGGCAUAGGGUUCUCCACCUGUGCUAGGUACUGCUCUGCUGUGAUGAAGCUGUACUUCUAGGGUUUUCUUUUCUCUCUAGUCAAUAAGCCUCCUGCUGCCUACAGCAGCUCUGCAAGCAGCCAGCUUUACACCCCAGGGACCAGCAAAAUUCUCUUGCCUAGCAGAGAGCUCCUUUCUACUUGAGGACAAAGAGCAAAUUGUCCUAACAGCAGCAGUUGCCUGUCAGAGAGAUUUGUUAUGGAAGGAUCAGCAGAGGUACGUUACACUUUGACUGAAAUGAAGCAAAAUCUCCGUUUGUUCUCUAGCUCCCUAUCUGUCCCGUGCAUGAUAGAACAUUAAGGGUGACCCACUGAGCAAACCAUAACAAGCGGUUGCCUUUUUUCUGGCCUUUUAGGGAUAUACUCUGAACUCCACUGACUCUGGUAAGAGUAUUUUCUUGCCUGAACACUCCCCCUGGAGCAGUGGUGUCUCUCACCAUACAGGCACUGCAGGAAGGUGGGCUGUGGGUGCAGAAAGGCAAAAAAUGAUACUUGUUUUUUACUGUAAGGGUAUGGAAGGCACAGGCGGCCUUGUGUUGUUGGAGGAUUUACUAGAAGAGGUGGCGAGACUGGCACUGGAGCUCAGCUUCGUCCUUCCACCACCUGGAAGGAGGGGGUGUUUGUGCUUUCUAGAGGGAACUCGCUACAAUGUCAUUUGCAGCCUUGAUUUAGGAGAGCUGAUCUCUCUGGAAGGUGAACAUAGUACAAGAGACUGAAAUGGGGGUGAGAUCCUACAGUUCAUUUAACACAGGGUCCUCAAUAAAACCAGUCCCUUUUGGUUGAAAAGCUCAGGGUUGGAGAAAAAUAAUCAUGUAGCAUUUUGUGGUUGAGAAUGGGGGUGUGGAGAGAAAUCAGCAAUGUUACUGCUUUUUACGUAUUUGGGGUGGAUGAAAAUUGUGAGGAGCUCAGACUCACCACAGGAUUUCUACUGAUUUCCACACGAUCAGGGUAUCAGAUCACCUUUUCUGUCUCAGCACGCCGUUGUGCUGUGGUGCACUGGGAUUUCUAGCUAAGGGAGAAGCACAAAAUAACAUAUACCAGUGAAACUGGCUUUUAUAUAUAUAAAAAUUUUUUUCUUAAAUAAAUUUAGUUGGACACCAUUGGUCGGUCACCCAACAAGCUGAACGUAUGGUAUUCUGUGGUUCCAAAGCUGCUGUUCUCAAUGCAGAGAUGGCCAGCGGGGUUUUCCUCUUGAUCCAGGAUAGCGAGUGCUUGGGCAGCAGUGUGUGUCAUAACUUUCUACAGACUUAAGUGCAAUUGUGUACAUUUGUUCAUAGUUUGCCUUAGGACUAUGUAUAAUUCCUGUGGUUUAAUGUUUAUGUUUGGGGUAAUCAGCGUCCAUAAUUCAUCUACUACUUCAUUUUAUAGAGAUGUCCAUUUUGCCUUUUUUUUAAAUGUUUGUUUGUCUUCAUCAACUCAAAGCUACAGUGGAGCAGAUAAGUCUGUACUGGAAUGCUUCAAACAUCUUUUAAUAAAGAAUUGGCUUCUA
Phalacrocorax carbo (great cormorant) is the source of this 6807-nucleotide messenger RNA. The record is from RefSeq and is a predicted model, not a curated record. Lineage: Eukaryota; Metazoa; Chordata; Aves; Suliformes; Phalacrocoracidae.